UUUUAACUUUAGAGAAAAAGUACCCUCCAAGAAAUUCAUGACCGCAUGUCACAAGUGUAUGGGUUUAGUGACCCAGCUAUUCCUCACAACAUGUAAACAGUGAGUGUUCCAUACAAAUACUCGACAGAUUGAAAUAGAAUAGUCACAGUGUCACACCCUAAAGGGGUCAGUAGAGUAGACAGGAGAUGUAGUUAAGGCAAAGAAGUGUCCUAUAAACACAACCCACAACUCCUCCCAAACACAGGAGAGACUGCUUCAGUGUUGACAUGAAAGGAACUUACAUUGAAGGCGUGGGCUCGACAGCCUUUGUCUUUCGGUGAGACUGUAGAUGUCACGUGACGUCAACCAGGAAGCAAGACCGGGUAGUGUUGUCUCGAGGUGUUACACAUACAGACACAUCAUGGCAACUGAUAUUGACAAUUGGCAAAGUGGGAAGUCCUUCCCGGAAACCAACCUGCACAUGUUGGACAGUUUGUUGUUGGCUGAUGUGACCUUCCUCGUUGGAGAUCAAAGGGAGACAAUCCAGGCUCACAAAUUCAUUUUAGUCAGCCGUAGCGUGGUGUUUCACGCGAUGUUCUGUGGAUCGAUCCCCGAGACGGGCCAAGUAGUGAUUCCUGAUAUUCAGACAGACAACUUCAAGACCUUUCUAAGGUACCUCUACACGGGGGAAGUCGCGUUAACUCCUGACACUGUCCUUAGUCUGAUGUACGCUGCUAGGAAAUACAACGUCCCUGGACUGGAAACGCAAUGUGAGGAGUACUGCUUACAAUCUCUGUCGCCUAGCAACGCAUGUGUAUUCCUACAACAAGCAGUCCUGUUUGAUAAAGAAGACCUCAAGGACAGAGCUCUUCUGGUAAUUAAAUCCAGUGCGGAGGUGACUAUUGCUAGCGAGGGAUUCUGUGAGCUAAGCAAGGAAUGUCUAAAGCUGAUCCUAAAGGCAGAUGACAUGAGAGUUGACGAGAUUUGCAUCUUCCGAUCUGUGAUGUCUUGGGCGGAAGCUGAAUGUCGACGUCAGGGAAGGGAGGUAACUCCAGAUGAGAAAAGGGAAGUGUUGGGACAGUGUUUGUUUCUCAUUCGUUUUCCAUUUAUUUCAAUGAUGGAAUUUUCCACAACUGUCUGCUAUGAGGGUAUUUUAAGUGAUGCCCAUGCCUUGAUGUUAUUAAGAAAAUACGCCAUAAGCGACCUGGAUAUACGGCCGUUCUGUGACAUAUCUCGGAAAUCUCCUGUCUAUAACUUGUCUCGCCUACCUCCUGACCAAAACGACCUCGAGACAAAGUAUUCUUACCUAAAUACAAAUGAUGCGUGGUAUAUAUCCUGUGAUGCCAGUGUUCAACUGACCGGACUGAGUGUGUACGCUGGGAAGGUGGCGGACAAGGAGUCUGUAGACAUAGUUGUUACUGACAGUGAUAACACAACCCUGCUGAAGCACGACCAGGACCUGGAUGUGACAGAGGGACAACUCUCAGAUGUGGUGAUGUUUACUUCGCCUCUGUCUGUCAGCAAAGGAAAGAAGAUAAAAAUCAAAGUCAUCAGGUUCCGCGAUUCAGUUCAUAAUUAUGCAUGUAAAAUGAACAAUCAGCGAGUAAUAAGGCAUGAAGCAUCUGGUGUUGUGUGGACACAGGAGCUCUGUGGGGAAAGUGAUUCUGACAACAGCCUUGAAUAUGGAUUCCUUACUGGGAUUUUCUACGAAUUGUAGUGUGUUUAUCUUUUACCCUGAUCCGUAUUAACAAAUUCAGAUGACCCAGGGACACCUCUCCUUCCAACUCCUCCAUCUCUGUACGACAGUGGGGCGGUGGGGAAGCCAAGUGGUUAAUGCGUUCGCUCGUCACGCCGAAGACCCGGGUCCGAUUCCCCACAUGGGCACAAUGUGUGAAGUCCUGGUAAAUUCUGAUGUGCCCUUGCGAUCAAUCCGGUGAUGGUAGACACAUGACAUCCAAAGUGCCUCGACAUCGCAUAUGACGUUCAUCCGGCCUGUGGCAUCCCAAUGGCAACGCCUCUCUGGAGUUCAGUUAAUUGAACUAUUUAUCCUGUCCUUUUUCAAAGUCGAGUGUGAAAUGCUUACUUCUUUUUUUAUAUAGUGGCUUAUAAAGGAUGGACAAGGGGGAAAAUGCACAGUAUAUCUGCAUGUGUAAAAAAAACCCAAUUAUAUAUACAUUUCCAUUCGGCUUUCACAAAAAAACUUAACUUGUGUUUCUUUUGCAGUUAUGUAUAUAUUGCCUUUGUUUUGCCUUUUAUCAACUUAAUCAUGUGUGUUUCGAUGUAAUUUGAUUGUUCAUUGGUGUUGUGUGGUUAUUUCCUGAUUUCAUUCUUUCUGUACAAACUGAUUUCUGGGUUAACCUUCGCGUUUCAACUUGGGAAUUAAAACGUAACGGUGUAGAUAUUAUAAUAAACUACUUUUACUAUUU
Molecule: messenger RNA, 2405 nt
Organism: Haliotis rufescens (red abalone)
Lineage: Eukaryota; Metazoa; Mollusca; Gastropoda; Lepetellida; Haliotidae
Product: BTB/POZ domain-containing protein 6-like
Exons: 3
Coding region: 329-1696 (455 amino acids)
Biological process (GO): neurogenesis
Cellular component (GO): cytosol
Molecular function (GO): protein binding
Source: RefSeq, a predicted model, not a curated record